Molecule: messenger RNA, 9947 nt
Organism: Apus apus (common swift)
Lineage: Eukaryota; Metazoa; Chordata; Aves; Apodiformes; Apodidae
Gene: MGAT5
Product: alpha-1,6-mannosylglycoprotein 6-beta-N-acetylglucosaminyltransferase
Exons: 19
Coding region: 547-2772 (741 amino acids)
Biological process (GO): protein N-linked glycosylation
Cellular component (GO): Golgi apparatus
Molecular function (GO): alpha-1,6-mannosylglycoprotein 6-beta-N-acetylglucosaminyltransferase activity
Source: RefSeq, a predicted model, not a curated record
UGCUGGCCGGUUUGCAAGCGCCCGGUUCCGCCCCAGUCUGCUUUCGUUUCCCCGUCAGACUUCGUGAAGCUCUAGGGAGUGAAUUUGAGAAGAAGGCACCCGAAAGCCGGGACCUCUGCGCCGGCUGCGCUUGGUGUUCGCCGUGUCUGCGACUUUCUCGUCAGAGGGGCGUUGAGCUUUAGGUUAUGCUGACAACACUUUCAUUUCUGAUGGACUCAGAGCACAUGAGGAAAGGGAGCUUCUGUCUGCUAGCAAAGAUGAGCCAACAGACACUAGUUAAAUCAUGGAGGAAGUCUCCCUGUGCUGCUCAGCAAUGAGAGCUUGCUUCCUCAUUCCACCUGGGCCAUACAAGACUGCAUCUUUUUGCUUUCUCCCUUGUCCUUCCCUAAGACAGGAUGGAACUGAAAUACAGAUAUACAUUAACUAAGGAGUUGGAAUAAGACUUGAGUCCUGCUCUGUGAUAUUUAUAUACCUGGACCAUGAACUUGCUGUUUGACUUCAUGCUUUAGGAGCCUCUGUAGUAACUGUGUGAAGCUGUUGGGAAUCAUGGCAUUCUCUCCAUGGAAGCUGUCCUCUCAGAAACUUGGCUUUUUCCUGGUGACUUUUGGUUUCAUUUGGGGAAUGAUGCUUCUGCAUUUUACUAUUCAGCAGCAAACACAACACGAAAGCAGUUCAGUCCUGCGUGAGCAAAUUUUGGAUCUCAGCAAAAGAUACAUCAAAGCAUUAGCUGAAGAAAAUAAAAAUGUGGUUGAUGGGCCUUAUGUUGGGACAGUGACAGCAUAUGAUUUAAAGAAGACACUUGCUGUCUUGUUGGAUAACAUCUUGCAGCGCAUUGGGAAGCUGGAGUCCAAGGUGGAGAAUCUUGUACUUAAUGGAACAGGAGCAAACUCUACCAACAAUACUACCACUCCUGCUCCCAGCUUAGGAGCAGUCGAAAAGCUUAAUGUAGCAGAUCUCAUAAAUGGAGCCCAAGAACAGUGUGAAUUGCCUCCUAUGGAUGGUUUUCCUCACUGUGAAGGGAAAAUAAAGUGGAUGAAAGAUAUGUGGCGAUCGGAUCCCUGUUAUGCAAGUUAUGGUGUAGAUGGGUCCACGUGCUCCUUUUUUAUUUACCUCAGUGAGGUUGAAAAUUGGUGUCCUCGUUUACCUUGGAGAGCAAAAAAUCCUAAUGAAGAAACUGAUCAGAAAUUAGUGGCUGAAAUUCGUAUCGACUUUGAUAAUCUCUACAAAAUGAUGUCAAGACAUGAGGAAUUCAGAUGGAUGAUGUUACGCAUCAGACGCAUGGCUGAUACCUGGAUUGAAGCAAUUAAAUCACUUGCAGAAAAACAAAAUUUGGAGAAGAGAAAACGAAAAAAGAUUCUUGUACAUCUGGGGCUUUUGACAAAAGAAUCUGGAUUCAAGAUUGCAGAAAAUGCAUUUAGCGGUGGCCCACUUGGUGAAUUAGUCCAGUGGAGUGAUUUAAUUACAUCUCUUUACUUACUGGGCCAUGACAUCAGGAUUUCAGCUUCACUGGCAGAGCUCAAGGAAAUUAUGAAGAAGGUUGUAGGUAACAGAUCUGGCUGCCCUACUCAGGGGGAUAAAAUUGUAGAACUCAUUUACAUUGAUAUUGUGGGUCUCACUCAGUUUAAGAAAACCCUUGGUCCAUCAUGGGUACAUUACCAGUGCAUGCUGAGAGUUCUGGAUUCCUUUGGAACUGAACCAGAGUUUAACCAUGCCCAUUAUGCCCAAUCUAAAGGCCACAAGACACCAUGGGGAAAGUGGAACCUUAAUCCACAGCAGUUUUAUACUAUGUUCCCUCACACUCCAGAUAACAGCUUCCUUGGAUUUGUGGUAGAGCAGCAUCUGAAUUCCAGUGACAUUAAACAUAUUAAUGACAUCAAAAGGCAGAAUCAAUCUCUUGUUUAUGGCAAAGUAGAUAAUUUCUGGAAGGAUAAGAAGGCAUAUCUGGACAUCAUCCACACCUAUAUGGAAGUCCAUGGAACAGUCCAUGGCUCAAGCACUAUGUAUAUUCCUGGCUAUGUAAAAAAUCAUGGUAUACUCAGUGGGCGAGAUUUGCAGUUUCUACUGAGAGAAACCAAGCUGUUCGUUGGUCUUGGAUUUCCAUAUGAAGGGCCGGCUCCUUUAGAGGCUAUUGCUAAUGGAUGUGCUUUUCUAAAUCUAAGAUUUAACCCACCAAAAAGUAGCAAAAACACAGAAUUUUUCAAAGGCAAACCUACACUCCGAGAGUUGACAUCUCAGCAUCCCUAUGCUGAAGUUUACAUUGGGAAGCCCCAUGUCUGGACUGUAGACAUCAAUGAUCUUUCUGAAGUUGAGAAGGCUGUGAAAUCAAUUUUGAACCAAAAGAUCGACCCUUAUUUGCCCUAUGAAUUUACAUGUGAGGGAAUGCUCCAGAGGAUGAACGCCUUUAUUGAGAGACAGGAUUUCUGUCAUGGGCAGGUGAUGUGGCCCCCAUUAAGUGCCCUUCAGGUAAAAAUUGCUGAACCUGGAAAAUCAUGUAAACAAGUUUGUCAGGAAAGCCAGCUCAUCUGUGAGCCUUCCUUCUUCCAGCAUCUUAACAAGGACAAAGCUCUGCUUAGGCAUAACAUUGAAUGUCUCACCAUGGAGUCUGCAAAUGACAUUCUGGUCCCCUCUUUUGAUGGAAGAAGGAAGCACUGUGUUUUCCAAGGUGACCUCUUAUUAUUCAGCUGUGCCGGAGCCCACCCAACUCACAGAAGAAUCUGCCCCUGCAGAGACUACAUUAAGGGGCAGGUUGCACUUUGUAAAGACUGCCUAUAGCAGCAGCAGAGCUUUUGAGUUGAGGACAAAAUGUAAGUAGUUUGGAGAGGAGCUACUUAACACUUCCUGCACUUUUGUCCAGGGUUUUUGCUGCAGGCAGAGCUAUCAUUGCUGGGCAGAAUUAUCUACUAAGAGAGGAGGGAUUCAUAACAAACAGCUAACUGAUCUUUUGGGUUUUUUUUUCCUAUAAGAACAUUUGCAGUGUAACUCUCCAGAUUCCUUCAUCUGUUUGCAAAGAGAAAAGAGUUUCAUGUUCUACAGUGAUUUGAAGAUGACUGCACAGAAUAGUUUGUAGAAAACUCCCAGACCCAUCAAACUUCUUUUUUUGUUGUUUGGAUGAAGUGUUUUCUAUUUUUUAAUGAGUUACAACAUCUCUCCAUCAUGGUUAGCUAAAGGAUCUCAACUUCAUUCCAGUAGAGAAUCAAAAAAAGUGUGCUUAAGGGAGGGAGGACUGACAUUUAACUCUAGGUGCACUGGUUUAGGUACUGCUUUAGCUUGAAUGGCUAUAAAGUGGUUUACUUCCCAAGAACUUGGAAUCACAACAUAGCUCCGCACCCUAUGAUUGGGUUAUCUGGGCCCAGAUCUUAUUUCUUUUUCUUUCUUGUUUUGUUGUUGUUUUUUUUUUAAUUUUUGUAUACAACAAGGUAUUGUCUGCAUCACAGCUGCUGCAUCAGAGCAAUCUCAACAGAGAGUAUCAUGAAAUGAGCAGAUAGGCAGUUACCAACAUGUGACACAUCAUCUUGGUGGCUCGACAACUGACUAGGGCUGUGGCACUUUUCAGCGUGGAAAAGCUACAAACACAUACUGCCAUGUUCAGAAUUGUCACAGUUUACUGAUCCCAUUUAGAAAAUAAUCCUUGGAAUUUGCCCAUGCUUCUGUUGUUGUCUGUCUACGAGAAAUACUGUGUGAAGCAAAAAAUCUUCAGCAUCAUUGGAGCAAUAUUAUCAUUAGAGCCUCGGUUUGCUACGGCUUCCAGUAGUUAAAGUGUUGCUGAAUGACAUAGAAAGGUUAAAUUAAGCUAACUAUAAUUAUUGUAUGGUAGAAAUGUAAAAUGUCUUCAUAACUAGCUAGGUUUUUAAAGAGAAUUUUUUUUUCUGAGGAACAAGUAAGAGGAGACAAACAACUGCUAAGAAAAGCACUGAUCAGUCUCUUGGGUUCUUUGAUUGGUUUUCUCUUUGGGAAGGGGGUGUGUUACUUUUUUCCUUCUUUUUUUUUUUUUAGCAGGCACUACUUACCAAUUAAGAAUAAAACAAUUCAAGCGUUUGGAAUUCAAAUCAAACUUCACUUUUUAGAGCAGCAAGUUAAGUCUUCUAAAACAACUUCUUUUUUUGUACAGGUGAUUUUUGUUAUUUUUAGCAGAAGGUGGCAUGCUUGACAGCACCAUUUGUAGUCAGGAAGUGAUGUGCUCAGAUGAGUGAGAAACAAAUCUGCAGUAUGUUUUUAAAGCAGGUUAGCAGUUUGGAUGUGCUCUGACCACACUGGAAGAAACCCUCAAAUCAACACGAAGGGUUUUUUCAUAAAGAUUAACAAACAUUGCCAGGUGAUAAUGAAGAGCAUAGAUACUUGAAAUGUUCCUUUCUUGGAUGUAUCUGGUUGGUUCAGGUUUUUCUUGUAACUGGCAUUCAUUACCCAUGUGGGAAUGUUGGUGUAUCUCUUGACCUACCAAAGACCAAGCAAGGGAAAUGCUGUUCCGUUGUGGAUGAACUCUUAAGACAGGAGAACAGAACAGCAUCCAUUUAAAGUUUCAUUUUAAAAGGAAUUAAUUAGCUGUUCCACAGGUUUUGUUUCCUGCCUCAGCACUUCUGGCUGUGUUAUACUGUAACACUCCAUAGCAUUGCCAUGAACUACACAGGAACUUAAUCCUGAGAGAUUGUUGAGUAUCCACAGAGGAUAUGUGGGAGCUGUUGAGCAGCAGGGUCACCAGUAACUGGGUUGUGAUCAUGAUAAAAUCUGCUGUAUUUUAGAGUAAUUUUCCAGAACCGGAACAGCUGGGUUCUAAAAUGGGAGGCAAACUUUUUGCAUGAAAAGAAAACAAACACAAACUAUGAUGAAAGUUCGUACUGUUCCAUAGCUCAGCAUUUGCUUCAGUCAGCACAAAUGUAGUUUGCAAUAGUUUUAAUACCCUGGAAAAGCUGGGAGGGGAGGAUUGGAAAUGGGUCUGAGCAGGCACAGCAAUUAAUUUUGUAUUUAUAUAAAAUAUUUCCCACAUUCCUGUGCGUAUUUGUGCAACUGGAAAAUUCUGUGUAUAAAAGUAUAUAUACUCCCACCUGGUGCUGAAAGUAAAGGCAACAGCAGAAUAUGUCUUUACCAGUUUAGCCUGAGGUUCUUCAGGCAGGAAUUUAUUUUGGAAUGAGCUAUCACAGAAUUAUGUUGGAAACAAAGGUUUGUAUGUGUGCACUUAACGAAUGCAAAACACGUAGUUUCUGCUGUAGUGUAAUUCUUUGCUGUAAAUACAUAUUUGCUUGUUCACACACACACUGUAAGGUCCACAUGGCAUACUGCAUUUUAUUUUGCCUCUAAACCUUUAAAGAUGGGAGGGUUUUGGUAGUUGUUAUAAAUUUUCUGCUCUAGUGCUUUGCUCAAUGCUAAGUUUGCCUUUACCACAGCAGGGAGAGUCUGUUAUAAGCUCUGUUAUUUUCAUGCUGUAGCACUGUUUCUUUCUAGCCUACUGAACUGAAUUACUGCAUAUUGGCAAAAAUGGAACAGCAAACACUGAUGCUGCUUGCAUUUCAGGCAGGGACAGAACAUCCAUAUUGGCUUCAGAAUUGGUUGGGUCUGAUCCUGUUUCCACCGAAAUCUAUAGAGAAAACUCCCUAAAGGAAAAAGAAUCAAGACCCAUAACUUGAUAUUAUUAAUUUUAUUGGUAUUAUUAAUUUUAACCUCUGUUUUCAGAAGAAAGAUUGCUUGUAGGAAAUACAGCUUCAGUGUAACUUUCUGAAAAGGAGACCAUCAUACAGGAACUGUAAGUGCAUGAACUUUGUAAACAUCACUCACUGCACCGGAUUUCGCACCGUCACCAGCAGUGGGUGUUGGUGCUUGGUAAGGAAGGGAACCUUUCCACAGACAAGCAGUGGGGCAAAUCCAUGUGGGACUGUUGGAAUUAUUUACUAAGGCAUAUAAUAUAUAUCUACAUUUCAGGGCAGAGGGCAGCCUUCUGUCCAAGUUCCAUAACUACUUUCCUUCCUAAUUAGAGUAUAAAGGUGUAGUCCACUUAUUGCACUUAACCAGGGAUGCUGGAGGUGGGGCUGUGCUGCUGUGUUUCAGUCUGACAGUGAAGCUUGCAGCUUCCUUCACUCAGAAAUCAGGUUUUUGCAUGACUUGCAUUUGAAUAUAUUGUUCAGCGACUGAUGGGGAAAAAAAUGUCAAAAGUUGAAUUGAAAAACCUUUUACGAGCUUUCAAAACAUAUCUCUCAUAUCAAGACAUUCUUUGUUUUAAAAUUUUGUAUUUUUGUAUGUGACCUAGUUGUUUUCAAAAAUCUUGUUCUUACAAGAUUAGAGAACUUGAGAGAAGCAUUUACAUAUUUAUUGAAAUGAACAUAAAAGGCUUGCCUUUGAAAGGUAAAGUUGGUAAAUACACACUGUCUAAAAAUGCCAAUAAAAACCUCAUUUAUUUCAUAUAUGCAAGUUGAUUUGCACAUGUAUAAAUAGAGUUGCUUUUUGCUUUUUUUGCUUAGUUUCUGUUUCUUUUUGUAAUUUACAGUCACAGCUGUGUGUUUGCUUGUUUAUAUCAGAUUAUGUUUCUCCUGCAAAUAUUUAAUGUUUAUGUGCCUUUUUUUACUUUGGGGUUUGGAUGAGUGUUUGGAUUAUGGACACUGUCUGAACAAGUAUAAUGGAACACUAAUUACAGGUAAAAAUAGUACUUGAUGACUAUACAACUUAGAGGUAUGAAUUCUGAAUAUUUUAAGUAGUAGAGAAAUCUGUUCUAAAAUGGUAUGGUAAGAGUUAAAAAGAUAAAACUGUAAUUUUAACAAUUCUGGCAAAACAUUGCUUUUGUGAGCAACAUACCCUUUCUAAAUACCUGUUAAUUUGACAUGAGAGCUCCUGCUGGGAUGGGUUGUGUGUUUGAUGACCAGAGAGCAAACUAAAGCCUGUACAUUCCCCAAGAGACAGUGCUAACAAACCUCUAGAAACAGCCACCUCUGAUUUGAUCAGCAGGAAAACUGCAGAUCCACAUGAAGUUUGUGAGGUGUUGGUUUGUCAGACAAACACGUCUGUCCGUGGAAGUGCGUGGGGCAAUUCCUCGUGCUACCAGGAGAAGUACAAUCCUUGUAUCAUACCCGAGUUUACAGCUCUUGGAGGGGAGGGAACUCUGGAUUUUGAGCUUAUUGCAGAUUUCUUUUCUUUUUAAUGCUGCUUUUCUGCAAGAAGAGUGUUUUGCAGCCUAGGUGGUGCUCAGGUUGGUUUCAGCUGGAGAUGGCAGAAGGGGUUGCGGACAGAGCCAGGACUCUGUGUGUUCCCUGCUCAGCUCUGCUCCCCACCACUCCUGCUGCUGGUUGUACCUUGCUUAUUGCAGUCAGACUUGCUGAAAAAAUCUCUGUUGAGAUCAGCUGCAAAUCAGGUUGUUGGCCAGUGACUUCUCUCCUCACUUCAUCAUGCUGUGCUAUCCUUAAAUAUCCUAAUUCACAUCCUUGGUUUAUCCUUGAUACGAAAGACAUGCUCUCCCCUCUCAAAAAUGAGCAGCUUGUCUGAGUAACACAGAUGAUUUACGAGUUUGCAGCACUUUUCACAUAAACAAAUCCCAAAUGGCUGUCUCAGGUAUGUAGUUUGCUCAUAGUGCAUUUCAGGACCAGAUUUUGUUAGUAAAAUUAAUUAAAUGGGAUGAAUUGGACUGGAUACAAUCAUCCAAGUCUAAUUAACUUUGUGACUCCCACAGACUUCAGUGAUAGCAGAACUCCUCCAUUCAUUUUUCUUCACAUUAAAAAAGCAGCUCUCCCUUUUUAAUAAAUAUAUAAAGCACUGUAUCUUACAAGAUAAAGACCAAACACAUGCAGUUGUAUUGUACACGUAUCAGCAACCAGCUUCACUUGCUGUAACAUACACCAUCUCUGAGUUGAUGUUAAUCAAGUAUCAGCUGAUAACUUGGUUUAGUAGCUGCUCAGUUUGGAGUUGGAGGGGUUGGGUAUUUGUUGUUUUUUUAAAGAGACUAUUGGUUAUCAGUUUUCAGUUUCACAGCCUUUUUUUCCAGGGGUGCUAACAUUUUGGCAUGGCUCUUUCUUUGUGACAUUUGCCCUACAGCUGCUAUGCCUUCCACUUUUGACUUGCAGUCUCUUUCCAUUUGCAGUGUUUGGUCCCAUCCUUUCAGGGGCUGCCAUAAAGUGGAGGAGAAUCAUGCACUGCCAGAGUGGGCUUUCCUGCAGGCUGAAAGGGCCAGGGCCAGGUACAGUUUCACUGGGACAUGCUUUAAUGAUCCUCAUGUAAAUGUAACAUCAAAACAUACUUUUUUAUAGGCAGUGACUUGAAUCUCAUCUUCAUAUUUUUAAGCAGCUCUAUAGGUUGGGUUUAACAUUAGCUUGCAAUUUCUGAGUAUGAUAUUUAAAUGGAAUGUGUAAACACCAAACUCCACGUAUCUCGUGUGAAAUGUUUACUGUAGGAAUGUAUUGAAAAUUCCAGAGGCUGAACCCCAGAUGUGAGGUAUCCUUCAUGUUCUUUCUUUCAGGGAAAAAUAACAAAGUGCAACUGUUGCCAGAGUGUCUUGAUAGGUGUAAUCUUUACAUAUUCAUGUAAUUAUGAACAUACACUAGUGUGUUUAUGAACAUACACUAGUGCUCUCUCAACAGCACUAAGCCACCUGUUUAUUAAAUGGGUAAAUAAAAUCAGGUCCUCAAAGUUCUGAUAAAAUGAGUAAUAACUCCACCUUCCACACACAGAAACUGCUUGGAAAAAAUCAGUUUGUAAUCAAGUGACAGAUGCCCUUCCCUGUGCUGGGAAGGUCAGUGCAGGUGCCAUGUAACUAAGGUGGGCUCUGCAUGGGAACAGAACUUGUCACCUUGCCUAAGGGCUCGCAGAACUGGAGCACCUUGGACCCUGUUGUCCUGGUGUUUCAACAGCUGCUUCUCUGUAAAACAGUAAUAACAUCUGUAUCACACUGCACUGUCCUUCUUGCCAGUGCUGGCCCCAGGGCAGUGCUGCUGCACUCGUGGCUGGGCACAAAGUCACAGCUCAGUCCUGCAGGAGCCAGCAAAAUCCUUGGCCUGGAGGGAGCUUGUAAAUAACAGGAUGGCAUUUACUGGAGCCAUCCAGGAACUUGGCAACACAUCCUGGCUCAGACUCCAGCAGCUGCAAAGUAGUUUGAAGUAUCAAAUAGGUACACAAUAAAUCAAGUUAAAUUGCUGUCUGAAGGCAGUUAAUUUUAAUAGGUUAUACCCAGAACUAAUUUGUUACAUUCAUUAACGGGUCUGUUGCAGAACAGUGCCAGUGACAACCAUUUUUAAGCAGCCAUGGGUUUAUCAGGGUUUUGCACAGGAAUGCAGCAGGGGCGUGCAGUUUUUACCAAAGGAAAAAGGAAUAAUUCUUAUUAAAUGAUAAAAGUUACCCUGAAGAUUCUAAGAAAGCUGAGAAAGUAUUACAAGGGACUAUUUACAAAGCUGAUUUGAGCUCGGAGAAGCUGAUCCCCCUGAGCUUGUGUGGCUGACAGCCGAGGUCCUGCAGAGGGAAAUUUGGGGCAGCUGUUUGGUUUCUGGUCUGAAUGAUUCCCUGGAGGAGUCUCUCUGUCUCUCCAUGGAUGAAAGGGGUCAAAAUCUGAACAAUCCCUGUAGCGCUCGAAAUUGGAAAAACAACCUACUGAAAUCUGAAAAAAUAAAAAGGUUACUGCUUUUUGCAGAUAGUAGUUUGGAGUCAAUGACAGAUUUUUAUACAUCCAUGAGAACUUCAGGGUCAGGCUGGUACUAUGUAUGGUUUAAAUUCUCUCCUAAAAGGUUGAUCCUUUGUUUUGUUUAAUUGGUUGUGUUCCACUAUAUUACGUUCAAGCAGUUUGAUUUAGAAAGAACAGAACACAGUGGUUCAGAUUCUGUCAAGUUACUGGGGUUCAAUAGGAUGGGGGUUUUAUAAUUUUAUUUGAUUUUUUAGAGAAGUAAAUGUCUGUACUUUAAUGGCAUAGAAAAAAAUGCUUUGUUUUCACUGUUGUAGAAGAAAACUAGGGAGAAGUUUAUUUUUCAAUAAACCUUUUUCUUGUGUGA